This is a messenger RNA of Linum tenue, 335 nucleotides long. The record is from the annotation of a GenBank genome assembly. Lineage: Eukaryota; Viridiplantae; Streptophyta; Magnoliopsida; Malpighiales; Linaceae.
UCCAUCACCCGUCCAAUAACUCUCUCCCCUCUCCCCUCUCACUCCCCUGUCCUAUCCUUGCCGCUUCGACAUCCCAAUCUCCGACUCUAUCGCCACAACAUCAGCAACAAUUCGAUAGCCGUACUCCAUUGGGCGCAUGACGGAAGGUCAUCUGAAUUAGGAAGGAGAUUUCCAAAAUGCUUGAAGCUAAUAAUAUCAGAGUAGGAUACUCUGAAAUUGUGACUGCUUUACUGCAACUUUUUCUGAGUUGUUCUAGGUAAUGGACCUUUUUAAGACAUAUAUAUGUCGGUUAGGAACCUAUUUUGCUGGAAUGUCUGCUAGAAACUUUCUCCCUC